CCAUGAGCAAACACGGCAACCUCCAUUUCGCUAGCUUUCUGGGAACACUGCGCUAGCUGAGCACAGUCAUAGAGAUGAAUGGGGAUGUUAACUGAUAGCUCUUUCCAGGUAUUUUAUAGCUCCACGAGAGGAAGUCCCUGCCGCUUGGGGUUGUGGGAAGAGUUUGAUGACGUUUCCCUUUGAAGUAGAGCAACAAUAACGCAACUUACUGCUGGACAUCUACCGUUCAACGGUGUCGUAUCUUGACGUGGUGUAACAAGAGUAAGAGAGCCCAGGCUUUGAGAGAAGGACGUCCCUAGCAAGAUGGGGGCAGUGGUAUCUCGAUGGAGGGCCAAACCAUCUACUGUAGAGGUUUUGGAGGGACUUGAUAAGGAUAUUCAGUCCCUUGAGGAAUAUCGAGAGAAGAACCAGAAGCAGUUGAAGUUAUGGGUUUACAGGCUGCUGUUGUAUUCAGCUCUGAUUUACCUGAUAGCCUGUUUAGUCAUCUAUGUGCGGUAUAUCCCAGAGCAGCUGAUAGGAAAAUUAAUAGUGGCUUCACCGUUCAUGGUAUUUCCAUUAAUAGUCUGGCUCCUGAGGAAAUUGCUGAUUGUUUUAUACAACAAACGGACAGAGAGAAACAAUGAAAAAUUAGAAGAGCUGAAAGCAGAGAAAAAGAAAAUACUUGAGCAGGUGAUGGAAACUGAAACCUACAAAAAUGCCAAACUGAUUCUGGAGCGGUUCGACCCAGAAUCAAAGAAAAAGCUUGAGUUAGAAACUCAACCCAUAAGCCAACCUGCAACUCCAAGACAAGGCCAAGAGCUGCGACAGAGGCAUGUGACCCCUCGUCCUACUGGACGUCCGCCUCUUGCUCCAAUAACUGCUGCUGCAGCCCCUCCUACCCCACUGUCUGCCCCAGGGGGGCCACCUGAAAAAAAAAGUCUGUCUACCUCAGCCCCUCACGGUUUGAUCAGAAGGCCUGGAACUCCGGCUGGCACCCCUGCCCCAGGGACAGGAAUGCACCCUCCAGGUCCUCCGCUGGCCAGACCCAUCCUCCCCAGAGAGCGAGGUGCCAUGGACCGGGUCAUUGAAUACCUAGUGGGUGAUGGACCUCAGAACAGAUACGCUCUGAUAUGCCAACAUUGUUUGUCUCAUAAUGGCAUGGCUUUAAAAGAAGAGUUUGAAUAUAUUGCAUUCAGAUGUGCCUACUGUUAUUUCCUGAACCCUGCCCGGAAGACACGUCCCCAGGCCCCACGUCUCCCAGAAUUUAGUGCAGAAACCAAGAUGAGCCAAGACCCCCCUGAUGUUGCCAUGGAGACAGACCUGUCUGCUCCUCCACCUGCCCCAGAGGGUAAAGCAGCCAGUCCAGAGCAUGUGAAGGCAGAACCUGAGGAGCACCAUGCAGAAGACAGUCCAUCAGAAGAGAAGAAGCCUGAAGUUGCUGAACCUCACACUGACCUCCCUGACAAAUCAGACGGCGAGCAGGAUGUGUCCUCCAUGGAAGUUGAAUAGAGUGUAAGAGAAUUUGCCAAUACUAACCUGUAUUCAUUUUGUGUGUGUGUGUGUGUGUGUGUGUGUGUGUGUGUGUGCGUGCGCGCGCGCGUGCGUUUGAUUUCAUUUGAAGGAUAAUUUUCUUUGUUCUUCACCUUUUAGUUUAUUUGGUGUCUGUCAUUUUAAUUUCUUAUUAUAAUUGCAGUGUUAUUUCAUAAGCCAGUGAAGUAAAGUGCAGUAUAAAAUGAUAUGGUUUAGGGGGUUUUGUGAGGGUUAUUUUUUUGUUGUAAAACUACCAAUUAUAAAACUGAUAUAGUUGUAAUAAUGUUACAUUGCUGACUUUCAUAGUCAAUGCAUAUUUUGUGUCAUUUACAUAUUAUGUGAAAGCAUGAAUGCAGAAGUUUCAGGUGUUUGUUACUCUUAGUUGGCAAGAAAAGCAGCUAUUAACAUGCAUUUCAUUUCACCCUCCUUUUUGAAGCACUGUUUUGUGAAUGAAUUUAUAUAAUAUUCUUAUUUUACAAUACAUAAUGCAAAAAUGUCCUGUUCAAAAGAGUAUUUAUAAUAUUUAUAGUCAUUAAUAUCAGCUCGGUGCCUGUUAUGAAAGUGUAGCAUACAUUAGGUGCUGUGAGAGAUCGGUCCCAUGUUUACAGGUACUGCCAUAGGAAUGUCUGGUUAUUUAUUACUGCAUAGAAACAGUCCGUCAGUGUUUUCAGCCAUAUGUGCCUUAAUAAUAAUAAUAAUAAAAAUAAAAAAAAAUAUAAUGAAUAGUCUAGUAAUUAUGAAGCAUAUCAUUUUGAGCAAAAAUGCAAUGCUGUUUUAGUUUUGCCUGAGGAAUUUGAAAUAAUUCAAUAAAAAAAUUUUUUUUAAACACU
Molecule: messenger RNA, 2339 nt
Organism: Myxocyprinus asiaticus (Chinese sucker)
Lineage: Eukaryota; Metazoa; Chordata; Actinopteri; Cypriniformes; Catostomidae
Product: endoplasmic reticulum junction formation protein lunapark-A-like
Exons: 13
Coding region: 304-1488 (394 amino acids)
Biological process (GO): endoplasmic reticulum tubular network organization
Cellular component (GO): endoplasmic reticulum tubular network
Source: RefSeq, a predicted model, not a curated record